CUCCGUUGAGUUUUUUUUUUUCCCCCCAGCAAUGGCAUCCGGCCUGGGGAGGCUGCUGUUGCGGGGGCCUCGCUGCCUCCUGGCCCCGGCCGCCCCCACUCUCGUCCCGCCUGUUCGGGGCGUGAAGAAGGGAUUCCGCGCCGCCUUCCGCUUCCAGAAAGAGUUAGAGCGCUGGCGCCUGCUCCGGUGCCCGCCGCCGCCCGUGCGCCGUUCAGAGAAGCCCAACUGGGAUUACCAUGCUGAAAUAGAAGCGUUUGGACAUCGGUUACAGGAGACCUUUUCCUUAGAUCUUCUCAAAACUGCAUUUGUUAAUAGCUGCUAUAUUAAAAGUGAGGAGGCCAAGCGCCAAAACCUUGGAAUAGAGAAAGAAGCUGUUCUUCUGAAUCUUAAAGAUAAUCAAGAACUCUCUGAACAAGGGACAUCUUUUUCAAAAACUUGCCUCACACAAUGUCUCGAGGAUGCAUACCCAGACUUGCCCACCGAAGGCAUUAAGAGUCUCGUUGACUUUCUCACUGGUGAGGAAGUGGUGUGUCAUGUGGCCAGAAACUUGGCCGUGGAGCAGUUAACACUGAGUGCAGAAUUUCCAGUUCCCCCGCCUGUUUUACAGCAGACUUUCUUCGCAGUAGUUGGAGCCUUGCUGCAGAGCAGUGGCCCUGAGAGGACUGCUCUUUUCAUCAGGGACUUCUUAAUUACUCAGAUGACUGGAAGAGAACUCUUUGAGAUUUGGAAGAUAAUAAAUCCCAUGGGGCUACUGGUAGAAGAACUGAAGAAAAGGAAUAUUUCAGCUCCUGAAUCUAGACUUACCAGGCAGUCUGGAAGCACCACAGCUUUGCCUGUGUUUUUUGUUGGCUUGUACUGUGAUAGAAAGCUGAUUGCGGAGGGACCUGGGGAGACCGUGCUGGCUGCGGAAGAAGAAGCUGCUCGCGUGGCGCUCCGGAAGCUCUACGGGUUCACGGAGAACCGCCGGCCCUGGGACUAUUCCACACCCGGAGGGAAUUUCAGAGCAGAGAAGCUACCCGGCUACCCGGCCAAGCAUGUGGCAGCCUGAGGUCUGCGAGCCAGGCAGUGAGACACAGGUCAGAGAUGCUCACAGCUGGACGUUGUUCAGAUUGUAAAGGAAUGGGUCUUAUUCCUCAUCACGAGUUCCUAAAAUUAAACAAAUAUUCAUCAGGUCAGUGAUUCUUUUUUUUUUUUUUCAUUUUUUUUUGUCAAAAGUCUUUUUAGAUGUCUUCCAGUAAAUUUUUUCUGAAGUCUUUGAUUUUAUUACCGUAUCUCACACGUAUAGUUAGGCGUAUUUUAUUCCUUUCCGGCUUCAUCAUAGUUUAGGUAUGUGUUUCAUGCGAACUUUAAUGCCAAUAAAAAAGUCAUUCUCUAAA
This is a messenger RNA of Lynx canadensis (Canada lynx), 1376 nucleotides long. It is a transcript of the gene MRPL44, whose product is annotated as mitochondrial ribosomal protein L44. NCBI's taxonomy places the organism in Eukaryota, Metazoa, Chordata, Mammalia, Carnivora, Felidae. Gene Ontology annotation, cellular component: nucleus. The coding region runs from base 32 to 1048 and encodes 338 amino acids. Gene Ontology annotation, molecular function: ribonuclease III activity; double-stranded RNA binding. The transcript is spliced from 4 exons. Gene Ontology annotation, biological process: regulation of gene expression; rRNA processing; primary miRNA processing. The record is from RefSeq and is a predicted model, not a curated record.